Schistocerca piceifrons (Central American locust) is the source of this 9029-nucleotide messenger RNA. RefSeq names its product sarcosine dehydrogenase, mitochondrial (gene Sardh). The record is from RefSeq and is a predicted model, not a curated record. Gene Ontology annotation, molecular function: sarcosine dehydrogenase activity; protein binding. Gene Ontology annotation, cellular component: mitochondrion; cytoplasm; mitochondrial matrix. The coding region runs from base 139 to 2847 and encodes 902 amino acids. Lineage: Eukaryota; Metazoa; Arthropoda; Insecta; Orthoptera; Acrididae. The transcript is spliced from 17 exons.
GGCAGAGGUCACAGAAUGAUGGCACAGCUGGCAACUUAAUUAACUUCAGUCAAAUCACAUACAGUGCUCUUGAAUGGAGGUGAAGCUGCCUUCUGAAUAAUUUUUCAGAUUCAGAAAUUAAGCAAGAAUAUCCUUAAGAUGUUUCUUCGUGCAUCUAAGAAGGCAUUCUUCAUUCCACAAGGAAGCAAUGACUUCAGUAAGCUGGUGAGAUGCAUGCAAAAUGGUCCACCAAAGCAAAAGGAAAACCAGAAAGCAGAAGAACCAAAUGUUCCCUCAGCUGCUGAUGUCGUCAUAAUAGGUGGAGGCUCUGCUGGAUGCAACCUACUUUAUCAGCUAGCAAAACGGGGAGUUGACACAGUGCUACUAGAACGCUCCAAAGUCACCUCUGGGACAACAUGGCAUUCAGCUGGUCUUGUUUGGAGCUUGCGUCCUAAUGAUGUUGAAAUUCAACUCUUGGCAGCAACUCGAAAUUUGCUUGCAAAACUGGAAAUAGAGACUGGAUUUAAUCCUGGCUGGAUAAAUAAUGGUGGACUUUACAUAGCUCACAACAAGGAAAGACUGGAGGAAUAUAGACGUUUAGCUACAGUAGGCCACAGCUUUGGCAUUGAGUCCAGUAUACUGUCUGCAGAAGAAACAAAAAAGAUUUUUCCUCUGAUAAAUGAGAAGGUAGUACAUGGAAGUCUAUACUCUCCUGGUGAUGGGACUGUUGACCCGUCUAUGCUUUGUACAGCCCUUACGCGAACUGCUGUACAAGCAGGUGCUAAGCUUAUAGAAAAUUGUCCUGUAACUAAAAUAUUGAGAGGGAAAAAUAACUUUGGAUCUAAAAAAGUUUCUGGAGUCAUCACACCAUAUGGGACAAUCAGAACUGACUGUGUGGUGAAUUGCAGUGGUGUUUGGUCACGAGAAAUUGCAUCUCUUGUUAAUCUACCAAUUCCACUGCUGCCAAUGAAACAUGCUUAUGUAGUAUCAGAGGGAAUAGAUGGUGUGAAGGGACUACCAAAUGUUCGAGAUCAUGAUGGUUCUAUAUACUUUCGCAUACAAGGAAGUUCUCUCUGUAUGGGUGGUUAUGAAUCAAACCCUGUCAUGUUGGACAAGGUAAAAGAAGAUUUUGAAUUUUCUUUAUAUGAGUUGGACUGGACAGUAUUCAGCUCUCAUGUAAGGGAAGCUGUUAACCUUGUACCUGUGUUUGAAACAGCUGGUAUUAAGAGUACCGUAUGUGGCCCAGAAAGCUUUACUCCUGAUCAUAAGCCAUUACUAGGUGAGGAUCCAAGGUUGCUGGGAUUUUACCAUAACUGUGGCUACAACUCAGCUGGAAUGAUGUUUGGAGGUGGUUGUGGAGAACAAAUGGCUCAGUGGAUUAUUAAUGGACGACCAGAGCUGCAUAUGUUCAGCUAUGACAUAAGACGCUUUCGAUCUGACCAGACUAAAGAUCAAGAAUGGAUAAGGGAAAGAAGUCAUGAGAGCUAUGUAAUGAAUUACAGUAUUGUAUUUCCAAAUGAUCAGCCUUUAGGUGGUAGGAACUUCCGAAAAGGCCCAUUGCAUGAUGAAUUGCUUAAUGCAGGUGUUGUUUAUGAGGAGAAACAAGGAUGGGAGAGACCGGGGUACUUUUUGCAGAGUGGUGUAGCUCCUGUUCAGAAGUAUGAUUGGUUUGGCUCCUAUGGAUCAUCUAGAAAUCCAGAGACUCCUUAUGAAAGUCUGUUGCAAGGGGAUAGAACAUUUGGAUUCUCAAAGCACCAUCAUGCAAUUGGAGAGGAGUGCCUUGCAUGUAGGGAAGAUGUAGCUCUAUUUGACAUGUCAUACCUGGGUAAGCUUUAUCUGAGUGGUCCUGAUGCCCAGCUGGCUGCUGAUUGGUUAUUUUCUGCUGAUACCAGAAAGGAAGUAGGCCAGUCAGUGUUCACCUGUCUCCUUAAUCCUCACGGUGGAGUGGAGGCUGAUGUCACUGUUAGUGCCAUUGAAACAGGAACUGGAGGUCAAGCAGACCCUAUUUUGAAGGGUAGAGGGUUCUACAUUAUUAGUGGAGGAGUCUCAGCAUACCAUACAUGGGCUCACAUGAAUUCAAUUAUCAGCCUGAAGAAUUUCAAGGUAGCUCUCACUGAUCAUACAGACAAAAUGGGAGUACUUUCUGUACAAGGACCAAACAGUCGAGAACUGUUGCAGUGUAUUACCAACACUGACCUAUCAGACUCUGCAUUUCCUUACUCAACAACACAGCUGAUUCGGCUGGCAGGACAUCUUUGUCGAGCAUUCAGGAUUAGCUAUGUAGGUGAACUAGGCUGGGAAAUUCACAUACCGUGGGAAUCUUGUUUACCAAUUUAUAAAGCUAUUACAGAACAAGGAAAGAAGUAUGGUCUGCGACUGGCUGGAUUUAGGGCACUCAACUCCCUUGGCUGUGAAACUGGUUACCAUUUAUGGAAUUAUGACUUAAGGUCUGAUGACCUGCCUAUUGAAUGUGGAUUAGAUGAGACAUGCAGAGAUGAAGGAGAAUAUGUUGGUAAGGCUGCCCUUGAAGUGGAGAAGCGAAAAGGUUUAAGAAGACGAUUAACAUUUUUUCAACUGCAAGAGCAAAUUCCUGUGUGGGGACUUGAAACAGUAUGGAGAGAUGGCCAAGUAGUGGGUUAUCUUAGGAGAGGAGACUAUGGAUAUGCUCUAGGAGCAAGUAUUGGACAAGGCUAUGUGAGGCAUCCAGAUGGUCGCAAAAUUACUACAGAUUUUCUUCUAAAUGGUUUAUAUCAGAUUGAAAUAAUGGGGAAUCGAUACGAUGCUGUUCCAUACAUAAAAAGCCCAUUUGACCCAGAGGGGAAAAGACUUCAAGGAAUUUAUGAUGAGCCAUUACCAAUAAGGCAAUAGCAUUAAGAAUAUUUAUGUACAAAUAAACUGAGAGGAACGAAAAGCACAGUCUCAAAAUGUAUUAUGUAAAGUAAAAUAUAUGGUUGCCUUGGUUAGUUAAAAUUAGAAGCACUUUGUGGCAAAAUGUACUGUACAGUACAAUUAUAUGUUUUUGGAACUUUCCAGUUGUCAACAUAGUAUGUGAAGUAAAAGAAAAAGAAUGUUCUUGGUGCCAGAACAGGAACUGACAUAUUUUUCAUCAAGUUUUUGGUAACUCUACAGGAAAAGUUCAGUGUCUGUCAAUGGUUUAUUGUGCAUUUCCCUUUACCACUCUUUCAGUUAAUAACAAUAUCGGGCUUCAUAUCAUUUUAUGUUAGUAACAAAGUGGAUAUAAAUGUCAACAAUAUAGUUCAAAUCCACGUAAAUUAAAAUGAAAUGGACUACAGAUAAUAAUAUUUAUGUAAAUACAGUACCAAAAAUAUUAUAACCAAUUAUAAAUAGCAAUUAGUGAAACUUAUGAAGGAUGUGGAAACAAUGACUCAGAAGACUGCAUUAUGGAAGGUAUUGGCAAAUGAAAAUGAGGGUGAUUAAAAGCAUUUCACUACUCAGAGACUAUAUUGCCAGAGAAGGAAAUCAAAACAGAUAGUCAAUGGGGCAUCUUGAUAAAUAAAUGUAAGUCAAAUAAUAAUAGACAUGAAGAAAAACACAAGCAAUGAUCAAUUAAACAGUGGACCAGCAUUUAAGCUUAUAUGUAUUACCGGUGCAGAUUUAUAUAUAUAUAUUUUUUUUGGGGGGGGGGGGGGGGCGGGGGAGGGGUCCUGUUGUAGAAGAAAGCAGGUAGUGGCAUAAAGAACGACGUAAAUUAAAGGAAAUAUACGCAAAUGGAUUUCCUUAAAUCCCAGUAUUGUGAUAGUACAGAAUCCAGCAAUCAAAUGACCUGUCAACCAGUAAUUUUAUUGUUAUAGUAUUCCAUAAUGUCAACCUCAAACAGGAAUUAUUGUUAAUCAAAUGCUUGUUUUGAAACACUUUUAUGAGAUUCCAUAUAGCACUGCACACACUUACCAGAUAUGUGGUAUAUAUCCAUACGUUGGCUUCCUAGAAGCCAUGUCAUAUGUCACUUUACGCUAUCAGCCAUUUCCUCCACAUUGUUUAGAUCCAAGUAGGCCCUACUGUUUAGCUGAUGAUUAGUAUGUACAGUUUUACAACAAUGAGUAACUAAAUCAAGACACAUUGAUUUGGGGCAUAGUAUUCUGACGCAACAAUCCUCAGCUAUAAACAGUGGAGAUCCAUGCAUAACAUCAUUUGAUAACAUGAAGACAUAUCUGCUGAUGAUGCUCAUCUAAUUUCUCUGCUAUUCCAGCUCAUAUUUUCUUAUGAUAACUACUUUCGUAUUGGUUCUGUGGCAUACUUCUUACACUGUAUUAAUGAUGCUCUUUAGUUUUAAUUCUGUUCUCAUGCAAUGCACCAUUCAUAUAUAUUUUCUUACCAUACUUCACAUAUUUCUGUUUUGACGCAGAAUGCCUGAAGACUUUUCUAGUUUUAAAAUUCUUCUCAAUACUGAUUUCCUGAUUCCCACACACUUCCUUAAAAUGACAUUUAAGUUAUCAGAUCACUAUAUUCCAUACUACAGUUGACGUGUAAUUCUUAACAGGGACAUCAUACUUUCAUUUUAUAGAUGCAGUGCUUUAUUUAUUUUUGACAUAUUGAGCAACAUUAAUUCUGUACAUAGAAGUCUAGGGUUGCUGUAGACCUGGAAACCAGGAAAUAGAAUAACAUGUGUUUAGUGUAAGAGUUUAUUUUGGGCAGAGUAAUUCAUACCCUUUUGAAUACAAUGAUUUCAAUGUCAGUAUAAUGCUUUAAAAUUGAGAACAGCAGUAUUAAUUUUAUAUUUGUAUAAUACUAGUGCCACGUGACAUACUUCACAUUGAGAACAUUGAAAUGUUAAGUUUUCUAUUUUUAAUUUUUACUAUUUUCAAUCCUGCCAUUACUCAUUACAUAUAUCUGUGAGGCUCUCAGAACUAUCAAAAUGCAGUAAUACCAUUUGGUAAGACACCAUGUUCUAUCCUCAGAUUUAAUUUAUUUCUCUGGCAGCAGGAACUUCUGUGAUUAAAUGGGAUAUGAAAUACAGUAUUUCUGUGACUAAUGAAGUUAUGUUUUUAUAAACAGUGUAUCAUUCACCCUUUCAGCUAAAUAGAUUUCUGUACUUGAUGGUUUAUUGAUAGCCAGAAUAUAACAUAAUUUUACAUAAAAAUAUGGAGCUAGCAACAUAAAUAUGUUUAAAUUAUAUCAAGCAACUAGUAGUAAAAUAUGUUGUCUAUGUUAAACAAGUAAUCAGUGCCACACAGAAUAACAGAUGUUACUAAAUAUACAAAUGACAGAAACACCAGAGGCUAUGAUAAUAUACAAAAUUCAUACAAUGAAAUAAGCAAGUACAUAAAUAUCUAUAAAUAUGUAACUAUUACUGAAUAGGCAGUCCUAUUUAUAUUGUGCCAUAGACUAGAAUCAAAGGAUAAAAGUUAUUCUCCCAACUCUGAUUAUCUACACCCUACACAAGGAUGGCAGCUGUAUUCUUCUGGCAGGAACACCAAUAACAACAUAUCUUGCACAUUUACUGACCCUCCAAUUGCAUUCCUUGGUAGCCGUAGUCUUCUUAAAGUUAAUUCAUCAGUUAGAAUGAUCUUUAACACUAGAAGGACCAGGGAUUCCAAUCCACCUGGAAGAACCAACCCGUCAUUUUGACAGAUACAGUUUCAUUUGCCGUUUUUAAAAAAGUAAACACAUUUUAACAUAUAUGAAUUUAUUUCAGACAAGUUGCACAAUUUACCAGGAUACAGUUUUACGUUUUUCUGUAGAAUUAUAUGGUACAAUGAACAUUUUAUACUUAAAAAUUAAUCAAAACAUUAUGUAACAAAAUGUGGAAUGGAUAACUUUCUGUAGAAAAGAAAACAAUGUGUUUUAACACAAAUAACAGAAAAGCACACCAUAUUCUAGAGAAAACAUUUAUAACCCUGCUUUUACUCAUUCAAAACCACCUACUGUGUUGUGACACCUCACACAGGUGUAAUUCAGCAUUGCCUAAACACGGUCCACAAACAUACUUGCCACACUUUAUGCAUAAAUGCUUGCUUCUAUUUUUGCCUCUACACCCUCCAAUUUGGCAAGUCUUCUGAAUGUUACAAUGUUGUGAUACUGUAUUAGGAAGAGUAUUUUGUAGCCUUGUGGCCUUAUAUGCUGAAGCCAGCUCCUCUGCCAGUUUGUAUAUAGACUGAUGUCUGCUUAAUUUUUCUCCUGUUACUUCCUUAUAGACUACCCAAGCAUUAUAGCUGCUAAAACCAAGACAUUGAAAAAAGCAUGCUUGGGGCAUCUGUGGCAUCCAUAUUUCACAACAUGAAGCUGAGCCAUUUGAUUGAUUACAUGAAUGCCAUACUUGAUAUCAUUGUAGUAGGCCACUGACUCUAGUAGCUUUUUAGGGUAUCAUUCAUUGAUACUUACUGUGUCAUGCAUUGAACUCAAAUAAGCACAUUUCUGUUCAUUUUCCGCUGAUAGCAUGUUAGUCAUGUCAUCUGACUUAUAAAGAAUAGUUGUGGGCAAAGGUGCUACAACAGAUUUUGCUGAUCUAUGUAUUUCCCUUCUAGAUUUCUUCACUGUGCCUAAAAUGCUUGUACUCUUAUAUUUUAAAUAUUUUGCAAGGCAUUUCAUCAUGAAAAAAUUGUUGCAAGUUAUCUUUCUUCCUGCAAAAACAAAGGGCUGCAUAAGACACAAUACAAUAUGCUCUGCAAGGGGAACACUUGUGGGAUGCAGCUCAUCUUUGCCUACAUAAGGAAACCCUUUCACUAGAUACUUAGAAUUCGUAUCAAUUGGAAGACAAAACUUUACUCCAAAUUUGUCUGGUUUAUUGAUCAUGUAUUGAAUGAUAGAGCAUCUAGCCUUGCACGGAAGCAGUUGCUCAUCCACAGUUAUAUUUUCAUCUGUAAUAUAGCACAGUAAGGAAUUGGCAAUGAAAGGAUUCCACACAUGGGUGGCAGGUGCAAAACGAUCUGUCUUUAGUCUAUGUGAACACGUGCUCUUUUCAUCAAAUCACAUAAACCACAAAAUUUUUGUGAACUAAUUUCUGCUCAUUGUGUUUUGAAAAAAUGAUAGUCCCCAUGUACUCAAGCAUAACACCUUCAAAGGAAACUUUUUUGCUCCAUAUAUGCCUCAUAAAUACAUGAGUGAUAUUGUGGCUUCUAUUGCAUCGACACUAAUGAUCCAAUCAUCAUCAUGUAGGUCUUGGCAUGCUCUAUUUUCUGUACACGUCUUUAUAUUUUGAAGCACGCUGUCAUCAAUUAGUAAUCUCCAUGCAAUAGAAUAUACAUCUUUCCUGGGGUAAUUAUCAGGUUCUGAGUGUAGCAUUUCCUUCAACAAGUUUUUGUGUGUAUAUUUCUCAUUCAUUUUAAACCAUUCCCUGGGCCAGUAUUUCUUCAUCUUCUUUUUCUUCUUGUUUAAACAGAGUGCCAGAGUCAGUGUUACAAAUGCUUUAUUGACAUUUUCAGUCAUUCCCGGUAGUGUUAAAUACAGCAUACAACAACUACAUGUGCUUCAAAAGUGAGGUUAAAUUGACAAACUUUGUUGGAACAUGUAUGGGCUUCUUUGACAAAUCCAUGGAUAGCCAAGAUUGAAUUUUACAUCAUUUAUCAGGACCUUUAGCAUAUAUCCCCCAACAAACUUUCACCAGCUCAUCAGGUGGUAACUGACCGAGAGCUUCUUGCAGUGUAGAAAGCAGUAAAAUCCUUUUGCAGCAACCUUGAGACAGAGAUUUUCACCAUCUUCACUAAUCAUUGCUCAAUUGUCUCUGCCUUCCAAAACAUUAAUCAGCAAAGCCCACCUCACCACAUAAGACACCUAGAAUAUGUAGGACACUUUAGCAUGGACAACUGCCAUAUAAAUGGCUUUAAAAAUAUUGUCACAGAUUGUGUCUGAUGAGCAUGCAAUGCAGUUAGUGGAGUGUCUUGGCCAUUGUGAAUGGCCAGUCACUGAUCUAGAGUUAUAAAUGUUAUUAUGCACUGGUGGCUCCAGUUACAAAUUAAAGGAGAUCUUUGUCCCAGCACUGCAAUUCACCUUACAGUACAACACUACCAGAGGUCAACAAUGCCCAUAUAUCAUCAUGGCACACCGCAAAACUUUAUUCCAAGCUAUUCAUGGUGUGUCCCAACAUGACAUUCAUGGUUCCAUGCACAGUGUGCCUUGAUGCUUUGCUGACAAACAGUGCUGUCGGCUGGAAAGAACUUGUUUAUGUUGCCAACAAAAGAAAGUGGGUCAUUGCACGUCAACAAAAAUAAAUUGUCCUACCCACUGGCCUGCAGCUAUGCCGAUCACCCAUAUAUUAGCAGAAACAAUGACUAAAUAAUUCAUUUGCACAUGGAUCACCAGAUUCAGAGUUCUGACCACAGUGACCAUAGAUCACAGUUAACAAUCUGCCUGUUUGCUAUUUAUCAAGCUCAGAGAUCUAUGUGGCAUCUUCCACCUCAAAAUUAAAAGCUACCAUCCCACAAGUAACAGGGUGGUAGUAAAUCUGCACAGAACACUCAGAUCAGUGCUCAAGUGCCAUGAAAGUACUUGAACUGAUGCAUUUCCUGUAGUAUUACUGGGUUUAAGGAUGUCUGCAAAAACAGAUACUGCUCUGGGCAGAAUCAGUCUACGGACAACAAAUUUGCAUUCCUGCCGACCUAACAGAGAGCCAAGAAAUAAUGAAACACUCCAGCAACAUCCUAUAAGAGUUCACACAAACACUGGAGCACACAACGCAGUGACUAAUUCUGGCAGCACCAGCCCCUCAUGGCCUCAAUCAAAUAUUUUUUUCAAAAGAAUCUCCAGUGCAUACAUUCUAGAUGAAGAGCCUUCCCAGAAGCCACACACAGCUCCCUCAAUUUCCACCUCACUGGGUGAGCAACUCUUGCACAACAAUAUCCAUACAACUUCAUCAAAUCAAGACGCAUAUUAUCCAAUUACAUCAGCAGCACCUGUGGGUUGCAACUUACCGAUACCAGUGUCCCACAGUUGGUCACAUGCCACUCCACAGUCAGACUGUGAAACUGAGAAACCUAAGUGAGCAUAAAUAAAUUCAUCAAUUGUUUCUAAAAUGUUUAAUUUUUAAUUGUGUAGCUAGAUUUUCUGUAUCAAAAUUUGAUAAAAUGUUUAUUACAUUUUUAAUUUCAUUUUGAAAA